CCAGAGACGGCUCCUGCUGUAAAACUGAUGGAGAAGUUGGCCUGAGGCGUCUGGUACCGCUCGCACAGCUUGGACUUCACCAGCUCGUAGUUAAACCAGUACAGAGCUGCAGGAACACACAAACACAACAAGAUGCAGAUCUGGGUUGUGAUCUGUGGGGCCCUUCUGCUCCUGGUCGGUGCUGACGAGUGUCCAGAUGCAGGACGAUGUCCGAAGGGUCAAACCUGCUGCAGCGGCCCAGCUGACGGCUACGAAUGCUGCCUGUUUCAUCAGGCUGAAUGUUGCGAGGACCAUGUCCACUGCUGUCCAGCAGGGACACUCUGUCAUGCAGAUGCGUCCAGCUGCGUGAACAACUCUGUGUCCAUCCCGUGGGCGGAAAGGACCUCUGCGGAUCAGCCACGAGUCUCUAAAUCCUUCAGGAUGAUCAAGUCCUACGAGGGUGAGGACGAGGAUAACGUGUGUCCUGAUCAGUCUCGGUGCCUCGCCGAGUUCUCCUGCAUGAAGGCUUUGAAGGGGUUUGGCUGCUGUCCUUUAGCAAAGGGAGUCUCCUGCUCUGAUGGCAAACACUGCUGUCCUGAGGACCACCAGUGCAGCUUCGACGGCCGCUCCUGCAUCAAAAAAGAAAUCGUGACUACGGUUUUGUGCAAUGACGGCGUGUCCGAGUGCCCGAACGGCGCGACCUGCUGUGAAAGUUCAGAAGGCACAUGGGGAUGCUGCCCCAUCCCAAAGGCCGUGUGCUGCGUUGAUAAGCUCCACUGCUGCUCCGAGGGGACAACGUGUGACGUCAAACACAUGAAGUGCAUUUCUGCAUCUGAAGGAGACUCGCCGAUGUGGGACAAGUUCCCCGCCAGGCUGAGAGCAGACUGGGAGAACCAGAGAGAUGGUAAAAAAGUUAUUUCUAAGGAAGCUGAAACAGAAAAAACCCCUGACGUCACAACAGCUGGUCCAGUUCCUACUUUGGAGACAGAAGUGUCCCUCAGGGCAGACACAGAAUCGACAUCCACGGCCCAGGAGAUCCCCACCUUUACCUCUGAAACACCCACACCAGAGGAGACUACAACCCUAAACCAAGAGACAACCUCGAUGACGACAGCUGAGGAAGAGUUCUCAACACAACAGACAACAGAGGAGGAGGACUACGAUGAUGGAGACGAGAACAGGAUUCAGUGUGAUGACCACACCAGCUGCCCUCAGGACACAACCUGCUGCUUCAUGGCUUCUUGUAAAAAAUGGGGCUGCUGUCCGCUGCCGAAGGCGGUGUGCUGUGCCCGCGGGUCCCACUGCUGUCCCGAGGGCUACAGGUGCGAGGAGAGCAAGACCUCGUGUGUUAAAGACGAGACGGAGAUCCCGUGGUACACGAAGAUUCCAGCCACCACCAGCGUCCGGGCCGAUCCCGGCUUGGUGAUGUGCGAUGCUGAGAACAAGUGUCCUGAACACACUUCCUGCUGCAGGCUGUUCACGGGAGAGUGGGGCUGCUGCCCGCUGCAGAAUGCCGUUUGCUGUCCAGACAUGGAGCACUGCUGCCCUCAGGGCUACGCCUGUGACAUCGUGUCCAGGUCCUGUCAGAAGACCAUCAUCCUGCAGCUGGAGACCAUCCCCCUGACUCCCAUCUACCUGCCCGAGUACCGCCUCCAGCUCGCUCCGUUAAAGGACAGGGACAUCUUGUGCGACGACCAGAGCAAGUGCAAAUACAACGAGACCUGCUGCAGGACGUCCCCCACUACCUGGGGCUGCUGUCCGUCUCCCAACGCGGUGUGCUGCAGUGACAUGAAGCGCUGCUGUCCCUCUAACUACAGCUGCUCCGAUGGAGGCGCCUGCGUCCGGAACACCGGGCCCAGCUGGAACACCUGGAACUUUUUCCUCAACUACAAUAAGAGAGCUCUAAAUCUGUGAAAACAGUCUGUGUUGUUUGUUCUUCCUGGAUGCAUAAAUUAAACAUAAGUGGGUGUUUUAAAAUCACUUAUUUUUCUUUUAGAAACUGUGGUGUAUGAUGAGGGACACACUGUAAACUGAAUUAUGUUAUAACCUAUGUGGACAUAAGACAUCAUCACUAUCGGAUACGGGUGAAAAUGAGGCUAAAUUGUGAAAAAUAUUUGAUAGAUUUAUUUUAUUAUUAUUUAUUUCUUGAAACUUUCUUAUUUCACCGCAAUUUAUUUAAUUUAACUUAUUUAUAAAACAUCAAGACAAAUUUUCAGUUUGUAAUUAUCUGUUUGGGCCAUGACGUUUAAUGGAUAACUGUUUGUUGAUCGUUUAUAAUAAUGAUAAUAAUGUAAAGUUUUCCUGAUGCCAUCCAGUUUGGGACAACAUACAGAAAUGUCCUGCUCGGUUUUUCAUGAUUUGUGUGAUCUCCCUGUUUUCAUCCAUUCAUCCCUGUUUUCCAUUAAACAAAUAAAGAAAAAACAACAAACAUUGUUA
Molecule: messenger RNA, 2415 nt
Organism: Austrofundulus limnaeus
Lineage: Eukaryota; Metazoa; Chordata; Actinopteri; Cyprinodontiformes; Rivulidae
Gene: grna
Product: granulin a
Exons: 12
Coding region: 133-1893 (586 amino acids)
Cellular component (GO): extracellular region
Source: RefSeq, a predicted model, not a curated record